AUCAAUACUAUUUAUAUUUUCCCUUCUGCAAGAUCUCCUUUUUAUAGUCUAGUAAUGAAAAGAAGCCCUCUGCCGUUUUGAAGAGUUCCAGCUCUCUCUGCUUCGCAAGUCUGCUUCACGGUUCAUUCCAUUUUUGUGUAGUCUCUGCGUGAAGAGAACAAUAAAAAUGACCCAAGACCCGUGAUUUUUUUUCACUCAGAUCACCCACAGGAAAAAAGGGAGUAUAUAUAAUCGGGAAAUCUACACCUAGAAAACAUGGCUCAAGGGAAGUAUUCGCGAGGUGAUGGGAGGAAGUCUUCAAGUUACUGGUCGACCGUAUCUAUUGUGGUGUUUGUUGUAUUUUGUUUAGUUGGGAUUUGGACUUUCAUGUCAUCCAUGGUUCCAGUUCAAAAUUCGGACUUGACUUCUGAGGAGGCUGUGCCUGUAAGCCAGGUGAAACAAAUGGUAACUGAAAAUGAUUCUAGGCAAUUUAAGGACAUUUCAGGUGAUUUACUGGAGGAUUCAACAAAUGGAGAUGGCAACACCAGAAAUGACCAAAACAUAGUUGAAAAGGAGUCUGGGAACACAGUCAAUGAAAAUCAGGAAGAAGUAGUGAUAAAGGAGAGCUCUGACAGCGAGCAGACAGAAUCAGAGGAGAGAUUGGAUGAGAAUAAAUCAGAGUCCGUUGAGGGUGAAAAAAAAUCGGAGACGAAGGAAAGUCAAGAGGGAACAAAACAGGAAGAUAAAGUGCAUAGUCAGACUGCAGAGGAGGCGAAUGAGCAAAAUCAGGAUAAGCAUUCGAAAAACAAUGCUGCUGAGAAUAAUAUGGAAAUCCAGGAAAAUGAUCGGGGUUCAGAUGAGGUUUUUCCUACUGGUGCUCAGUCAGAAAUUUUGAAUGAAACCACUACUCAAGAUGGGGCUUGGUCAACCCAAGCAAAGGAGUCACAGAAUGAGAAGGAAUCACAACAAUCUUCAAUAACUAAGAACCAAAGUGGCUACAGCUGGAAAGUUUGUAAAGUAACUGCAGGGCCUGACUACAUCCCUUGCCUUGACAAUUUGCAAGCCAUUAGAAAGCUUCCAGGUAUGGGGCACUAUGAACAUCGAGAGAGGCACUGCCCCGAUGAAGCUCCAACAUGUCUUGUUCCUCUACCUGAAGGAUAUAGAUUCCCCGUUAAGUGGCCUACAAGCAGGGAAAAGAUAUGGUAUUAUAAUGUUCCCCACACCAAGCUUGCAGAGGUUAAGGGACACCAAAAUUGGGUUAAACUUACUGGUGAAUACCUCUCUUUUCCUGGCGGUGGAACUCAGUUCAUAAAUGGUGCUCUUCAUUACAUUGAUUUCAUUCAAAAAUCUCUUCCUGCCAUUGCAUGGGGGAAAAGAAGCCGUGUGAUAUUGGAUGUUGGGUGUGGAGUGGCUAGCUUUGGAGGUUUUCUUUUUGAAAGAGAUGUUGUUGCGAUGUCAUUUGCUCCCAAAGAUGAGCACGAGGCUCAAGUACAGUUUGCUCUGGAACGAGGAAUUCCUGCCAUAUUAUCAGUUAUGGGCACCAAAAGACUUCCCUUCCCCAGUGCUGUAUUUGAUCUUAUUCACUGUGCACGCUGUAGGGUUCCUUGGCACAUUGAAGGUGGUAAACUUCUCUUAGAGCUAAACCGUGUCUUGCGACCUGGUGGUUAUUUUGUCUGGUCUGCUACUCCCGUUUAUCGCAAGGAUUCUGAAAAUGUUGGCAUUUGGAAAGCAAUGUCUAAACUAACGAAGUCAAUGUGCUGGGAUUUGGUGGUGAUUGGAAAGGACCAAUUGAAUGGUGUGAGUGCAGCAAUAUACAGAAAACCAACUUCCAAUGAGUGCUAUGAAAAAAGACCACAAAAUGAGCCUCCCCUCUGCAAAGAAUCUGAUGAUCCAAAUGCAGCCUGGAAUGUACCACUGCAAGCAUGCAUGCACAAAGUUCCAGUUGAUGCAUCAGAGAGGGGGUCUCGCUGGCCUGAGCAAUGGCCACUAAGGUUGGAGAAACCACCUUACUGGUUAAAUUCUCAGGUUGGAGUCUAUGGCAAAGGUGCUCCCGAGGAUUUCACUGCUGACUACAAACACUGGAAAAAUGUCGUCUCCCACUCAUACUUGAGUGGGAUGGGAAUCAACUGGUCUUCCGUGAGGAAUGUUAUGGAUAUGAAUGCUGUCUAUGGAGGGUUUGCUGCGGCUUUAAAAGGCUUAAAAGUGUGGGUUAUGAAUGUAGUCCCAAUCGACUCUCCAGACACACUCCCAAUAAUAUAUGAGCGAGGUUUAUUUGGAAUGUAUCAUGACUGGUGUCAAUCAUUUAAUACGUACCCCAGAACUUAUGAUCUUCUCCAUGCGGAUCAUGUCUUCUCCAGUAUCAAAAAAAGGUGCAAAUUAAUGGCAGUGGUUGCAGAAGCUGAUAGAAUCCUUAGGCCAGAAGGAAAGCUGAUCAUACGGGACAAUGUUGAAACCAUAGGUGAAAUCGAGAACAUGGCUAAAUCUUUACACUGGGAAAUCCGAUUAAUUUAUUCAAAAGACAAUGAGGGAUUGCUUUGUGUUCAGAAGACAAUGUGGCGUCCCACAGAGACUGAAACAAUUAUGUCAGCAAUUGCUUAAGCAUGUUGCUUCAGCAAGUGUCUGGCUGUCCCUGGCUUCUGUGCUGCUGAUAUGAUUAGUCUUUAGGUAUUCAUUUUUGCCUGAAGCAUUUUUUAGUCAUGGAUGUAACGUAAAUUAUUUAUACUUGAUUAAUCUUAGAGUCCCAGUUACGUUCUUUAGUAUAUUUAUUCCAUUUUUUUUUCCUGCUUGAGUUAUAUGCCUUUGGGAACAAAAUUUUUAUUGUAUCCUCAUAUUAUCUUAAAUAUAAACCAAAAUAUUUAAUGCA
Molecule: messenger RNA, 2842 nt
Organism: Corylus avellana
Lineage: Eukaryota; Viridiplantae; Streptophyta; Magnoliopsida; Fagales; Betulaceae
Product: putative methyltransferase PMT25
Cellular component (GO): endosome; trans-Golgi network; cytoplasm
Molecular function (GO): methyltransferase activity
Source: RefSeq, a predicted model, not a curated record